Onychostoma macrolepis is the source of this 3309-nucleotide messenger RNA. RefSeq names its product inhibitor of growth family, member 1 (gene ing1). Bases 190 to 1119 code for a protein of 309 amino acids. NCBI's taxonomy places the organism in Eukaryota, Metazoa, Chordata, Actinopteri, Cypriniformes, Cyprinidae. Gene Ontology annotation, biological process: positive regulation of DNA-templated transcription. The record is from RefSeq and is a predicted model, not a curated record. Gene Ontology annotation, cellular component: nucleus. The transcript has 2 exons.
GUUUGUGAGCUUUUGGGCUGGAAAUCGUCCAUCCUAUCUGGCAACACUGGUCACUGGUCCUGCACAACUCACUACAACACUUACCUGAGUAACUUUUCUAGCAGCCCAGACUUUUAUUUUUGAAAAAAAUAUAACUAUUAAAAAACGUAUUUACGUUGCUCUACCAGCCUCUUAAAUGCGUGUGAAAAGAUGUUGAACCCUUCUUCAAACGGAGAGUCUUCUCAUGUUGUUAUGAACUAUGUUGAGGAGUAUCUGGAGCUGGUCGAGUCUUUGCCGCUGGACCUACAAAGAUGUGUGUCUCUCAUGAAGGAAAUUGACGCCAGAUAUCAAGAGAUCCUCAGUGAACUGGACGAGGCUUAUGAAAAGCACAGACAAGAAUCAGAUCCUGUGCAGAGGCGGCGUCUGCUUCACUGCAUCCAGCGCUCUUUGAUCCGUACAGAAGAACUCGGAGAUGAAAAGAUCCAGAUCGCAGGCCAAAUGGUAGAAAUGGUGGAGAAUCGCAGUCGGCAGCUGGAGUGGCAGAGCGAGCUUUUCCAGGCCUGCCAGGACUCGCCGGAGAGCACCGUGUCAGUGGGCAGCACCCCCAGUGCCAUAACAACUGUAACUAUGACACCGGUCUCUGCUUCGAUGCUCUCGGUCAGUAAGCCGAGUGCGGAACGGAGACGAGACGAGACCCCGGCUUCAGUUGACAAAUCGGGUGGAAAGCGUUCAAGAAGGCAGAAAAAUGGCUCGGAGAACCGGGAAAACUCCAAUUAUAGCAUGGAGCACAAUGAGGAGGUUGGUUCAGGCGUUCCAAAAGAAAAGAAGGCCAAGACCUCAUCCACGUCAUCGAAGAAGAAGAAGAGGUCAAAAAGCAAGCAGGACAGGGAGCCGUCACCGACAGACCUGCCUAUCGAUCCCAAUGAACCCACUUAUUGCCUGUGCGAGCAAGUGUCUUAUGGAGAGAUGAUAGGUUGUGAUAAUGAUGAAUGCACUAUUGAGUGGUUUCACUUCUCAUGUGUUGGCCUGCACCAUAAGCCCAAAGGAAAAUGGUACUGUCCGAAGUGCAGAGGAGACAAUGAGAAGACAAUGGACAAAGCAUUAGAGAGGUCUAAGAAAGAGCGAGCGUACAACAGGUAGUGUCAGGUGUAGCUGGUUCCCUUUUUUUUUAUUCAGGAGUUUAGUAUCCAGUUUUGAGAGAGGCCAGGGCCUGUGAUGUUGUUACAGAUUAGAGUUGGUCAUUUGUUAGUAGCUAUAUCUUUUAGCGAUAUGUUUGAUAGGGUUCACUUAUCAGCUACAUAGUUAUCAAUGUUCUACAGCAUUGGAAGUAUUCUGUUCAUCCAACUACAAGACAGUGUAAUGCAUUUUUACUAUUUUCAGCUAUCAGUUUUGUAUUUAUGCCUUGCAUAACUGUACAUAUGUUCAUGUAAAAUAAACCAUGCUUAAUGCAGAGUUGUCUCAUGCUUAUAAAAAAUGUUUACAUAAAAUGAAACGCAUUUCACCCAAAAAUGAAUAUUUCAUGGGAAAACAUUCAAGAUGUAGAUGAAUUUGUUUCUUCAUAGUAACAGAUGCGGAGAAAUUUAGCAUUACAUUUACUCGCCAGUGGAUCCUCUGCAGUGAAUGGGUGCUGUCAGAAUGAGAGUCCAAACAGCUGAUAAAAACAUCACAAUAAUCCUUAAAUAAUCCACACAACUCCAGGCCAUCAAUUAACGUCUGGUGAAGUCAAGCUGUAUGAUAGUAAUAAACAAAUCCAUCACUAAAAUGUUUUAUCUUCAUGUUGCUUACGUCUGAAAUACUAGUAUAAUAAGAUUACAAGCAAAAAUAGUAAAAACAGUUGGUGGAUUUUGAUGUGAGAGGACAACAGGGUAUGGACGUUUUAAAUCCCUUGAUGGAUUUGUUUCUUCCAAACAUACAGCUUUUUACUUCACCAGACGUUAAUUGAUGGCCUGGAGUUGUGUGGAUUAUUUAAGAUUUAUCAGCUGUUUGGACUCUCAUUCUGACGGCACCCAUUCGUUGCAGAGGAUCCAUUGGUGAGCCAGUGAUGUAAUGCUAAAUUUCUCCAAAUCUCUUUUGAAGUAGAAACAAAACUCAUCUGCAUCUUGGAUAGCCUGGGAAUGAGUACAUUUUCAGGAUAUUUUCGUUUUGGGGUGAACUUCAAAGUACAUUUCAAAUGUGGACCAGAAAUUUGUUUCUGAUAUGCAUUAUGUCACAUUAUUUACUUCCCAUGUCUCACAUGUUUCACCUAACUUGGUGCAUUAAAAACAUUAAACAGAAGGAGUAAAGGUUCUUAUGUUUUAAAUAGAAUAGACUUUUGCUAUUGUUACAGAAAUAUUGAAAUAAAGUGUAAAGUAUCAGUAACGUAUUACUCACAAAGGUAGUUUCACCUUUUAUUUAAGUAUUUACAAGUGCUGGAAAAUGAGAGUGCCAACCAGUGCAAAAUCUGUACACAAAAUUCAGAUGUGUUUUUGUAUAUACAAGAGAUUAAUAGAGGCAAGGACACACUCAGGCAUUCAUGCAUGUAACAGGGCAUACAUCUGCAAAGAUCAAGGGCUUGGAAAAAGACCUCAAGACAUUAUUUCACUUGAUUGAUUGGACUUGUGAUGCAAGCCAUGAAAAGAUAUUAAGUAACUGCAGUUAACAUGUAUCUCUGUAAGAUUUUGGAGGAUAUUUUUGAACUUUGAGUAAUUCCAGCAAAUCUCAAUUUUUUUCGACCAGUAAAUAUACAUUUUAUACUCCACAUCAUAUUGCCAUUUUUCUGUUAACAUUUGAUAAUUUAUAUAAACUCUCACGCCUGUUUACCAACAUCUCAUAUGUGUUUUCAGUGCGUGCUAGAGAUGCUCACCGCUCACAUGGUAGCAUGCCAUCCCUCUGGCAGAGCCAGGAAGAGUUGUGACUAAACCAGCAUAACGAAUGCUAAUCCAGAAGAAUGGAAGCAAAACCAAAAUUAAAAGGACACUUUUAACUGCUUUUUAAGUGAGACCAUGAUGUUAAAACUGACAAAGCACCAAAAACAUUUUCAUUGACACUACUGUGACUUAUGUCGCUCAGUAAGUCAUGAAUUCAAAUUAGACUGCCUUGAUUGACUCAACCAUAAUGUUUUUUUUUUCUAGAGAUGCUAAUGCAUUUAGCAAAAAAGAACAAUCACUGCAUGUUCAUGCCAUAUGCAAAAUUAGUCAAGCAUUAUUCACCAGGGAUAUUAACCCCUUUCACUGAUCUUAAUGAGGGUUGAAAAUCAGUCCAGGCAAAAAUGUGGGAGAAAUAAAACAAAAAUCACAAUCUUGCAUGAGUAAAGUGCAUAAAAACUUAAAAAUGGAGAUUUGAAAAACUAUC